Molecule: messenger RNA, 1203 nt
Organism: Owenia fusiformis
Lineage: Eukaryota; Metazoa; Annelida; Polychaeta; Sabellida; Oweniidae
Source: the annotation of a GenBank genome assembly
AUGGUGUAUCAUGGUUCAAGAUCUGAUUUAUCCAAUAAAUUGGACCAUUUUGAUGUUAGAAGUCACAAUAAGACAGCAUCCAGUUGCCCUGAACAGAGAUCUCAAGAUGCUGAUCUAGAAAAGGCCAAGAAAACCCCCCGCCCCAAAGAGAGAUCAGAUGGGCCAUUUCAGGUUGAUCUAGGAACAGCCCAGGAGUUAAGAAAAGGCCAAGAAAACCCCCGCCUCAAACAGAGAUCAGAUGGGCCAUCUGAGGUUGAUCUAGGAACAGCCCAGGAGUUAAGCCCUGAACAGAGAUCUCAAGAUGCUGAUCUAAAAAAGGCCAAGAAAACCCCCCGCCCCAAAGAGAGAUCAGAUGGGCCAUUUCAGGUUGAUCUAGGAACAGCCCAGGAGUUAAGCCCUGAACAGAGAUCUCAAGAUGCUGAUCUAGAAGAGGCCAACGAAACCCCCUGCCCCAAACAGAGAGCGGAUGCGCCAUCUCAGGCUGAUAUAGGAGGAGCCCAGGAGUUAAACCCUGAACAGAGAUCUCAAGAUGCUGAUCUAGAAAAGGCCAAGAAAUCCCCCCACCCCAAACAGAGAUUGGAUGGGCCAUCACAGGCUAAUCUAGAAUCAGCCCAGCAAUUGAGCUCCAGACAACUACCAAUGGCAAUAGACAUGAUAGACGAGUCAAGCUCCCUGGAAGAGGCAGAUGAGCCUGAAGAAGACAUGAAGGUUCUUAGGAGACAAGUACGAAGUUUGCGUAAACGUGUAAGGCACUUAGAAUCGUUACAUGAGGAUCCAGCUACCAGCCUUGCCAUAGUCAUCAAACACAUGCCUGUUGGGAAUGUUGCAGAGUGUGCAAGAAUGUUAUGCUUAAAGGUGUUCUCCAAAGAUGAGCUAAUAACCAUGUCGACUAGUGGUAAAAAGGGUCCAAAGACUGUUGUAGGGGAGCAGAGACCCCCAUUGGAUCAAAGGAAACUUUACGAAAUAGUAGACACACUGAAAUCCCACUGUUUAGUAACAUCAAAAGUUGCGAAAGAAAAGAUCCAGAACUUUCAAAAAGUGUUGAGGGCCAAGGCUAAAGUGCAGUGAGGACAAUUACCAGAUAAGACAAUUAACUUUUAAUGUGGUUAAUAUCUUUUUAGUUUUUAUUGUGGUUACAUGGACUUCACUUUUGAAAGUUUAUACAUGGCAACAAUAAAUAUUACAUGUAUGUUCAUUGAAUAA